AUGUCUUGGAAAAAAGGAGGCCCAAACAUACCUACUGUUCCGCCUUCAGAUGCACAAGCGAAAGAGAAACUUGCGCUGUACGUUUACGAGUACCUGCUUCACAUCGGUGCGAAAAAUGCCGCUCAGACGUUUUUGCAGGAAAUCCGAUGGGAUAAGCAGAUCACUCUGGGCGACCCUCCCGGAUUUCUCUGUUCCUGGUGGUGUGUAUUCUGGGACUUGUAUUGCGCUGCGCCUGAACGACGGGACAGUACCGAUCACUCGAGCGAGGCAAAGGCGUUUCACGACUAUGUAAUGCAUUGCGCUGCUUAUCUGUCAUCUGUAAUGUCUGAUCGGUAUGUGUAUUUAGGGAUUUGUCAACUCAGGAUACGCGGUCAACGGCAUCCAUGGAGCAGUAAGUGA
Molecule: messenger RNA, 399 nt
Organism: Soboliphyme baturini
Lineage: Eukaryota; Metazoa; Nematoda; Enoplea; Dioctophymatida; Soboliphymatidae
Source: the annotation of a GenBank genome assembly